This is a messenger RNA of Andrographis paniculata, 1579 nucleotides long. Its product is annotated as probable amino acid permease 7. NCBI's taxonomy places the organism in Eukaryota, Viridiplantae, Streptophyta, Magnoliopsida, Lamiales, Acanthaceae. The coding region runs from base 105 to 1526 and encodes 473 amino acids. Gene Ontology annotation, cellular component: plasma membrane. The record is from RefSeq and is a predicted model, not a curated record. The transcript has 7 exons.
UACUUGCGUAGUUUCUUUGCUUCUUAUUUCUGUCUGCUACUGCAAUUAGUAGCAGCCUGUGGCUGUAGCCAUCCAUCGAUCAGAAAGAAAGCUUUGAUUGCAAGAUGGUUGAAGUCGACGAAAACGACCAGUACUCCCAUCCUUUGAUCGAAGAUGCUGCUGCUGCUGCUUCAUCUUCUUCUUCUUCAGAUGCUCACACUUCCCUCAAAAGAACAGGGACGGUAUGGACAGCAAUUGCCCAUAUAAUUACUGGAGUGAUCGGGUCAGGAGUGCUGUCUCUGGCAUGGAGUGUGGCUCAGCUUGGCUGGAUUGGAGGUCCUCUUUCCAUGGUCAUUUUUGGGAUAAUCACUAUCAUAUCCUCGAACCUUCUCUGUGACUGCUACAGAUAUCCUCAUCCUGUGGUGGGGCACGUCAGAAACAAGUCAUAUGCUCAAGCUGUCAAGUCCUAUCUAGGUGAGAAGAGUAUGUGGAUUGCUGGAAUUUUCCUUCAAGAAAGCUAUUAUGGUUAUGGGAUUGCUUACACCAUCACAGCAGCCAUCAGCAUGAGGGCCAUUCUGAAAUCGAAUUGCUACCACAACGAAGGUCACGAUGCGCCGUGCGAGUACGGAGACAGUUUGUUCAUGCUGUUGUUUGGAGCUGUUCAGAUCAUUUUUUCUCAGAUACCCGACUUCCAUAACAUGGAGAUCCUUUCAAUAGUCGCCGCUGUAAUGUCCUUCGCCUAUACCUUCAUCGGGCUUGCUCUCGGAUUCGCAAAAGUAGUAGAAAAUGGCGUUGUCCAGGGUAGCCUCACCGGAGCGCCAGCAGCUACGGCUGUUCAAAAAGUUUGGCUGUCGUCGCAAGCAAUCGGAGACAUUGCAUUCGCUUUCACUUACAACAUAAUUCUUUUGGACAUUCAGGAUACUCUGAAGUCACCUCCUCCCGAAAACAAGACUAUGAAAAAGGCAUCGACCGCGGCUAUACUUAUCACCAGCUUCUUCUUCCUCUGCUGUGGAUGUUUCGGUUACGCAGCUUUCGGAAGCCAAGCGCCGGGAAAUCUAUUAACGGGCUUCGGAUUUUACGAACCUUACUGGCUCAUCGACCUCGCGAACGCAUGCAUUGUUCUUCACCUUGUGGGAGGGUAUCAGAUAUACAGCCAACCAUUGUUUGCUGUGGCCGAGAGACAGAUAGAAAAAAAGUUUCCCGACAGCGGAUUCGUGCACCACGAGUACGUAAUUAAGCUCCCGUUUCUACCUUCUUUCAAGCUGAGCCUUCUGCGGCUGAGCUUCAGAACUGUUUACGUCGCAUCAACGACUGGACUCGCGAUACUCUUCCCUUACUUCAACGAGGUUUUAGGAGUUCUCGGGGCGUUGAAUUUUUGGCCUCUGGCGAUAUACUUCCCUGUGGAAAUGUACUUUGCACAGAACAAGGUAAGAGCUUGGACAAGUACAUGGAUGGUUCUUCAGGCUUUCAGAUUAUUCUGUUUGAUUGUCACAAUUCUGGCGCUCAUCGGAUCUGUCGAAGGACUUUUGAGCAACAGAUUGAGCUAGGAAUGUGAUUUCCACUCAACUUUGAAAUGGAUUUGUUUCCAUUGUUGUUGUAA